UUUUCUCCCCUUCCCACCCCAUCCCUCACUGCGAGUGGCCUGGUGCGCGAGCCGCGCGAGAGGAAAAGAGGCAGAGCGAGCCUUCCGCCUCCUCCCCCCCUUCGCGAGAGAGAAAGGAGUGGGGGAGGAAAAAAAAUCUUAGGGCUUUCUCGUCGAUCCUCUCCGCGAUUACCCCACCGAUUCGUCCAAUCCAAUGCAGCGCGGCCCCGCGGUAUCAAAUCCCCCGGCGGCGGCCGCCACCGGCGCCUCCGAGAACGGUGGAUGUGAUUUGUCUCGUGCGGAUGGGAAAUGGUCGUAGGAUCCUUUAUAGGUUAUUAUUGAACUGCCCCCCACAGUUAAUUGGCUUGCUUGGUCUGGCGUAAUGUUAGUCAGGGUAUUAAUCCUCAUAUGGAGACUAGAGUCCCCAUCAAGCCAUCUAGUCCGUGAGCAGAAAUAUUGGACACUCUGGCCCAUCUUGCAGUGCACCUGCAUAUCAGUUGUUUCGCCCUGUUACUCGUUCUAUGACCCGUGGGUCUGAUCCUAUCGUGGCUUCACCUGGUUUCAAGGCAGGAGGAUCUGAUAGCGCAAGCACACAAAGAAGUAUUUCAUAUGCUUCUUUUAGCGCUCAAUUAGUUGCCUCACGACUGACUGCCACUCGUACCCGGACCCCUCUAAAAGUGACUUCAUCUGGUUGGAAGCCUCUUACUCAACCUGUUGCUCUGAACGAAGAGAGGAAAUGUGCAAACCUUACAAUCAACCCUACUGCUAAGCGUUCCAGAGUUACUUCCUCCAGAGCUGUCAAAGAUUCAAUCAACAAUUCAGCUUCAAAAGCCAACUCAAGUGUUCCCAGUGACAAAAAGUACAGAAAUGAAGAUAAUGUGAGCCUGGGCGAUCAGUCAGAUGGGGCCGUCAUGCCAUCUCCCACAAAGAAGCUGCAAAUAUGCAAAGGCCCUUCAGAUGCACCUUCAAUUAGGAAAUCAACUAUCAGAAUCCUGGGUGUUAAGGGAGCUGCUCUACCACCCACAGGGAAAUCUCAAGUUGAAACUCGGAAAUGCUUUGCUAAUGCUACAGCAGAAGUGAUUUCUGCUAGUACAAACGAGAUCAGUGAGCCAGAUAAUGCAGCUGCCCCAUUGCUUGCACAGCAGUUGCCACCAGACACUGCAAAGAACUCCACUGUCAUCAUGCAUACCCAUGAAACAAGUAAAGUCAAUCAGUUGGCUGCUACAUGGCCAAGGGCGAACUUUCAAACUGAUUACAACAAGAAGCCUUCCAAUGUACCCAUAAUGGCUAACCAGCCCAGUGGGUUCGCUGGUGCGACUGCUCCCUUGGUGACACCAAAGAUGGAAAUCGGAAACAUGAAGGACAGUUCCAAUCCUCUCUCAAAUCCUGCUUACGCAAGGGCGCUUGUAAUAAAGCAGCAAGAGCAGCUCCUUCAGCAAUAUAAAUUGGGCAGUUCACCGCAGCGACAGCAUCAUGGACAGCAUCUCUACAUCAAAGGGCCAGCUCUGUUUGAGAAUGAUGACCCGCCACCGGUCAAGCCGCUGGGAACAAGGUGCCAGCUCUGCAAGCUUGAUGUUGCUUUCCGGACACAAGGGGAUGCUGGCCGUGAUGCCAAUGCUCCACCAGUCAUUGCAGUUUUGGCAUGCCACCAUGUGUUCCACAGCAGGUGCAUUGAAUCUGUUUACGGGCUCGCUGAGCCUGCUGAGUGCCUUGCCUGCCUGGAGUCCGGUGCAGCGCACUGAUUGCUAACCAGAUACACCAGGUAUAGGAUAAAGUUUCCUCUUAUAUUGCGUAUAGAGAGGGUGCAGUAUCAUCUCCAUUGAUACAAGUUUCCGAUGGUAUAACGGUGCAGGUCAAGAGUCUGAAGUGCUCCAUUUCUGUGGGCCUUUAGAUGGUGUAAGUAGGCUACCAUUGGAGUUCAAUAGGGAGCUGAAUUAUGGGACAUGUCACAUGUCUGAUAUAUAUGUUUAUUUAUUUCUCCUGUCGUGGUCAUAGGUAAAAUCUGCAGUCUAUUGACGCUGCCAUUUUGAAUAAACCUGGUGUCUGCGCUGGUUGGCUUGGUGUUGA
Zea mays is the source of this 2046-nucleotide messenger RNA. RefSeq names its product putative RING zinc finger domain superfamily protein. Lineage: Eukaryota; Viridiplantae; Streptophyta; Magnoliopsida; Poales; Poaceae. The transcript is spliced from 6 exons. The record is from RefSeq and is a predicted model, not a curated record. The coding region runs from base 501 to 1721 and encodes 406 amino acids.